Messenger RNA from Aedes albopictus (Asian tiger mosquito), 18110 nucleotides. RefSeq lists its product as uncharacterized. Bases 15687 to 17366 code for a protein of 559 amino acids. The transcript has a single exon. The record is from RefSeq and is a predicted model, not a curated record. NCBI's taxonomy places the organism in Eukaryota, Metazoa, Arthropoda, Insecta, Diptera, Culicidae.
AUUUUCUGAUUAAAGCAGCUCGUCAAGAAUUUGACGAAACCCUUAUUUGAUAAAUACAAAGUUAAAGCAUUAUAAAAAAACCGGUAUCUUGCAAGUCGUUUAUUUACGAAGUAAUUUUUAAUAAUUUACUGAAAAAGUAUGUAGCUAGAAACGUAACAACAAUGCCAUUCGACAUAAAAACGGCAACUUCCAUCGUACAAGUGUACGAUGGAACGUCUGAAAAUCUAGACGCCUACGUGGAUUCGGCGAAUUUAUUGAAGGAUUAAGUUGUUCUCGUGAAGGUGAAGCAGAUUAUGAUAUCAAACAAAUCAUUGAGCGAAACCUACAGGAAAAUCAAAUCAGGCAUAAAGGUAAUACAGAAAUCAUGGACUUGGAAAAUCGACUUACAUCCCGGGUUGGGGUGCACGGGAUGCCCAGGCACAUUCUUAAAGCUUCGUGAUAGAAAGUACAGCGGAACAAAUAUUAUAAUUAUAGAGUUAGGAAUUGGGAUACUAUGCGAUUGACUCCCUUCCUGUAGAAUAGAGAAAUAUUCAGAGCAAUGAACAGAAACAUAGAAAACCAAAAAUCUGUUUCAAAAGAUGGACCUUAAAAAAAUCAUUAGAUCGGAACAUCUUAACAGAGAAGAGGAAGAAAAAAAAAUUUCAAAGCUUUAAACCAGUUUCCGGAUGUGCUUUACAGUAAUGAUGAAAAACCGAUGAAAUAGAGUACAAAAAUCAGUGUGUGUGCCGUUUGUCUCUGCGCCGGAUCCGCCAGUCGCCUGCGUGUUCGGUUGAGUCCUUUUCAGGGCUUGAGUCAUUUCCCAUCGUUGGGGAAUUCGCCGCUGGUCCGUCGGUCACUGCAUGCAGGCAGUUUCCAUACAACGAAUCCACUUGGGGAAUCGGUGAGACCGGCGGGCGUGCUGCAAUUAAGGCAGCCUGGAGAAGAAAAGCUAUGUCAAUGUUAACAAUGAUGUUACAUCACUUAGGUCACUUUGAAAUGUUAGUCGAGAAAUGUAUGAAUAAUAUCUUCAGAACAUAUUUUGAUGAUAAAAGUCCCAAAAACUCGUUUACAUUGCGAUAAUGAUAGAGCUCAAAACGCUUGAAGUUUGUAUGGCAAAACUUGAGCAAAUGUAUGCAGAAAUUUUAAGUUUUCAAAUUUUGCCGCUAGGUGGCGCUGUAAGCGUGCAAUAAUCAAACCCUUUGGUAUUAUUGUAGGUGACUAUAUACCAAACAACUUUGUCGAGGACCGCAAAGUGAUCCAACGUCUGUGAGAAAAGUUAUACCCUAGGUAAAGUGAGGAGAAACUUAAUUGUUGUUUUUUUCCAAUACAUGUAAAGGAAUAAUAUCAAUAAUAUAAUCUCAACACUUUGCGUCACUUUGCCUAGGGUAUAACUUUUUUCACAGCCGUCGGAUCACUUCGCGGUCUUCGACAAAGUUCUUUGGCAUAUAGUCACCUACAAUAAUACCAAAGGGUUUAUUUAUUGAACGCUUACAGCGCCACCUAAUGGGGAUUUCCCAUAGUGCGUAAGUAGCUCAGUUAACAAACAACCAAAAUAGCCUAAUCGCGACGAUCACGGCUUUGCAAAGAAAGCAAACAAACCCAUUCGUGAAUUUCCAGAUUCCUGACCUGAUUAAAAUCAUUACGCAAUGUAAUGGCAACAGGAAAGAGACGUUAGCGUGAGUUCAAGACACGGAAGAGGCUCUCGCGGAAUUUGAAGAUUCUGUGCUUGAGCCAGGCUACAAACAAAUUAUGAGAUUUGUGAAAUCGGAAAUUGUGGGAGAAGCCAGACAGGAUUCGAUAGCAGCGGGAAAUCCUACUGAAUGGACAGAAAUCAAGGAAGCCCUGCUAAACGCUUUUGGGAACAAACAAGACAUUACGUCUCACAUACAAUCCUUAUUUUAUAUUAAGCAAGGAACAAAUUCACUCAAUGAAGAUUUCAAAACAGUUAAGUCGAUCGACACGGCAAUCAAAUCGACAUCAGCCCAGAUGGAUGACUAUAGGGGUUCGACAGAUGCAGUGAACAACCUUAUUAGCCUGAUGACCUUAACAAGGUACAUGUACUAUGGCUAUGUACGUUCGGAGCUAUCGUCCGAAGACAUUGGAAGAAGCAUCUGAAUAACUCUGUAUAGGUCUGAAUAACUCUUUAUAGAAAAAUUGAAAUAUACAAGAGUAAAAGAUCAGAAUUCCAAACGCGUCGGCUCGUGAUUCUGUGUCACAAUUCCAGUAUUCCAGCGGGAGCGGGAUAAACCCUGGGAUUGCGAAGAACAGUACUCAAAAUGCAUAGCAAAGUAAUUACAACCAUAUGUGGCGACAAAAACAAACCCAUCGCUAUUCUCCUUCCUUCCGUACCUCUCCGUGUGCGGUCCGUACCCAAGCGCAUUCGAAACGAAAGGUUUCAAAUUUCACAAUCAACUGUUGAGUGUUGAAGCAUGUGUGAAACAGUUUGAGAACUUCAGAAAUCAGUGAAAGCGAGAAACUUUACUCAAGUUUCAAAGGAAGAAAUCUAACCACUCGGUGAUGGGUUGGUUCAGUGCAGACGAGGUAAUUUCUACCUCUUCAAACAGUAGCAUCGGUGAAGAGCACAUGACCGCGCAGACCGUUGCGUUGUGCAUUUUAGCCGCAGUGGCUUUAGGCUAUGGUGCAAUUAAAUUGUUUUCCAAUUUUAACAAAAUCAAUACCGAGCGUGCAGCAGUUAACGCAGCAAGACUGCACAAUCUGCAAACGGCAAACGUGUGAUACAAAGUGAGUGAAAAGUUAAGAUACAAAGUGACGGAAACAAUAACUUUUAAAUGUGAACAAUAAAAACUGGCCACAAUGCCUGAAUCUUGGGACGAAAUUCGACAUACUCAUUUCCUAUUUUACAACAGUAUGCCUUUCAGUCAUAAAUAAUCUCUUUCAAACUCAAAGUCGUCGAGUCAAGUCACUUAUAUCCGAAGCCCAAUCUCCACAUGGCUCACCGUGACUAGUGAUUGAACCUUUGCACCGCAAAAAUAGUAAAGUGUGACCAAAUACCGAAAAAGUGAAAAAGCGCUAAGUGUAAACCAGACAAUUAAACCUUUAUUACCUUUAUUACAAACCAAUCAAGUGCGGUAACGGAAACACGAAUCAUCGCGGGCACAGUACUAGGUAUUGCUAUACUAGUGACGUUAUACCUGUUAUUCCGCGUUCUGUAUAAGUACAGUAAAAAAUCAACUGAAGCCCAAGUCGAGCGGGCAGUGCGGCUAAACAAUGUCAGAACCCAAGAAUAAUAGUGCCGAACAGUUCAGAACGAUCGCAAAUUAAUAUGAACGAUAAAGUGAACUACAAAUUGUUACAACGGAACAGAACAAUCAGCAGAAAAAUGUGCAACGAAAUUAUGCCAACUACAACGAAUAUUGAGUGCGCGAAACAUAUGAAAGGCUAAAACGAUCGAUGUGCAACGAUUUAUGCCAACUAGAACGAAUAUUGAGUGCGUGAAAAAUUACGAAACACUGAAACGAUCGAUGUGUUCCUGAAACAACUUGCCUGUGCAGAAACAAAGUGAAGAAAUCCAACCACUUAACCCCCGGGAGGCGUGAGUCGAGGCGUAAGGCCAUCAUUAAUGUUAAACCACCAGAAGCCAAGGCGUGCGGCAUGCAGUCCACAACAUAGAUGAAAAAGGUAUGAGCAAAGCAGAUUUAAUACAGUGUUUUUCUGCAUUAGUAAAAAUUGAACAAAAUUUACGAAAAUCCAUUAAUCAAAAUAUACUAGAUAAUACACUAGAGAAACAUUUAGAUACUGCUAACACCUUAUACACUGAGUUAGAAAAACUACUAGAAAAACAUCAAAAAUCGAUACCAGAUAGGGAAUUUUUAGCUAUAUAAAACAAGCGAGAAACGCUUUAAGUUAUAUUACAGAAACCGUUAAUUGUCGAACGUCAAGAAGAAAAAGCUUAACCAUGACAUUACCUACAUCUCAAGCGAAUAAUGCAUUUAAUGCAAAACUUUCUGCAUCGAUUCUGACACCCUACGAUGGCGAUAGUAAUAAAUUACUAGCCUUUGUAGAUGGAGUAAAAUUUUUAAAAUCUAUUACCAAAGAAAGCGAUUAUCCAAUGUUAAAAUUUUUCAUUAUGACGAGAAUAUCGGGUAAAGCGCGAGACGCUAUACCUAACGACAAUGUAGAAAGGUCAAUAGAUCAAAUUGUCGACCUGAUUAAAGACACUUGCGGAAGUCGGGAAACCACAGAACAAGCCCUAGCCAAGUUGAAAAGCGUGAAAAGAAACGUAUCUCUUUGGUAUGGGAUUUUACAACUGGGAACUUGAUGGAAAGGGGGAUGGCUUUCUCAGUCUUUGAUUCAAGAACGAUUUUUAUCUACAUUCCCGACGUUUCGGCCUAGGGAUUUGGCCUUUUUCAAAUGGCGACUAGUGACUGUCGAACUCUUCGGAGCCCGACUCAGUAAAAUUGUUUGCAUUGCAUCAGUGAAAUUUUGAUCAGUGUUAAAGUUUAUCGUUAACUUUUCCAAUCAGCCCUAUUCAUACAGAGAAAAUGGGUAACAAAAAGUCUUCCCCUAAAGUUGACACCAGUGGUAGCAACGACACCACUAUAAUAAACACUCAGGACUUUCAUACAGAGCAGCAUGAGUCCCAUAGUACACUGCUCUGGCUAGUGUUAACAAUCACGGGGCUGCAGCUCCUCAUAACUAUCUUUAAGAUAGUCGAAAGGCGGAUCAGGCGCGAUGCGCUUAGAAAAGCUAAAUCAAUAGCAAACAUUGAUGUGUGAGAAAAAAAAACGACAACUGAACCGUUAACACAGACAUUCAGUAAUAGUGUAAAAUGUUAUAACAAUUGGAAAAACCAGUGGAUGAAGUAGUGACCUGUGUUACCAGCUGAACUAAAAGUGCUCUAACAAGCUAAAAAUCCAGUGAACAGCGAAAAUGACCAAUUCAAAAACUGAAGAUAUUUAAACAGACUGAAGAGCCAGCGGACAGCGAAAGUGACCAAUUCGCUAACUGUAAGUGCUGAAGAACAAGUGGACAGCGAAGAUAACAAAUGACGUAAACUGAUAGUGCUUCAACAUCCUGAUGAAACAGCGAACGGAGGCAGCGACCCGGAAGAAACUUCUACAUGAAAGCAGUAACGACGUAGGAGUACAAUUGCGGAGAUUUCAUCCUUUUAGACCCUGUGCGUGAAUUAUUUUCGUAGAUAUGUCAUUCCGACCCAGCCCACAGAUUCUCACUAACCAAGUGCUUGUAAUAAGUGAAAUCGACUAUGUUCAGUACUAUGUUUAGCAAUUGUGAGCAACAAUGACUAGAACUAUUAUGCCUUGUAUGUAAAAAGAAAAGCUGUUAUGAUUUCAUUUUUAUUUUUCAUUUUUAUAUUAUGAAUUCUACGUGAACCAAUAAGCUGUAAUAUUUUCGACACAACAGUCCCAAAAUCAAUAUGAUGAGCAUUAACCUUUUUAUGAAUUUUGAAAUAGUGAAUUAGUAUAUAUUUUGUAAUGUCAGAGAAAAUUGAAAACGCUUUAAAACAAUUAAAUGCACUUUUAAUAAAUUUAAAAAAUCGAUUAACAACAAAAUUAAAGCGACUACAUUGCAAAAAAAACGACAAGUAGCAAAGGACUUGAGUAAUCAAAUUGAGUUUUUCUUAUUAGAAUCCUCUUUGACAGAUUCUCAAUUAAAUCACUUUUUAAAAAUUUCUAAAAACUUGGUGAAUGAGAUUGAGUUGAUAAUUCAGCAAAAACUUUCGAAACACAAAAUUAAAUUACGAUUAAGAACAGUGGUUAAAAUUUUUAUUUGGUUAAAAAUUAAAUCAGUAACAAUGGCACUAGACAUUAAAACUGCCUCAGAGCUAGCAUCUCUGAUCCCAAAUUAUGAUGGGAAUCCAGGAGGCAUGAAAUCUUUCACAGAUGCAAUAGGUUUAGUUGAAACCAGACGCGCAACAAGCUGCUGCCAUUCAACUUAUUUUGACUAAGUUGACUGGUAAAGCUAGAGAUCUAUUUACAGCAGUGCCAGCAGAUUUCCAAGAAAUAAAAAACAAAAUUACUGCUGAUUGUAUAGACAAAAGCACUUCAGAUUUGGCUCUUGCAAAUCUGAAAAAUGUUAAACCACGAAAAGGUCAAGAAACUUCUGGAUUCACAAAGGAAAUUGACAUACUUGCGGAUAAACUGAAACAUGCUUACAUUCGGGAAGAAGUUCCGAAUGCGGUAGCCACAAAGUUAGCAAACAAGGCUGCCAUACAAACCUUAAUAGCUUCAUCACACAAACAGGAGACAAAAAUGCUCCUCAAAGUGGGGAAAUUCGCGUCUCUUUCGGAAGCAUUAAAUAUUGUUAUUGAAAACGAGAAUUUCAAUAAUGAACCAUCCGCAUCAAUUAUGCAGAUGAGGAAAAAUUUUUCAAAAAAUAGACCAAAUUAUCAAUCAAAUUACCAAAAUCGUUACAAUGGCAACAAUAGCAGAGGAAAUUUCAGAAAUUCCCCUCGUCCAAACCCGCACCAACCCAGGUCAAACUAUGGUCAACAAUCGUCAAAUAGGUCAAGAUAUAAUCAUCCGAACAAUAACCAACAGCAAUAUAGACAACAAAAUUGGGUACAAGAUGGCAACAGAAGAAUGUAUCACAUGAACGUGGUGCAUGGUUCUGGUUCAACCGUGGUCCCCGACCCAGAACAACCAGAGUUCAAAAUGUGGAAAUCUUUCCCGGCUGAAAUCAACGCCCUUUAUGCCACACUGAGAUGGACCUGAUCAUGAUUGGAGAGGUUUUCCUUAAUCCCUUUGCUAACGUCACCAACAAGGCAGAAUUCUUCGAGGUGAUUCAGGGUCAAAACGCCACUUUCAAUCUACUGCCAACCCUGGAGAAGCUCUUCAAAACAUUGCAGCGAAAUUACUGCAAAUGACAUUGUUCGGCGCAUCGCCUCUCUGGAGUCAACGUUCCAAGGUUAUUCGUAACUUUCUUGACAAACGAAGGACCAAUGCUCCCCAAGUUAGAUAGGGUUUCAGGAAUCAAUGUGGAUCUUGUGAAUUAUAUAAACUCUAAAGUUGUGUUUACCGUGAGACACAUGAAAGCGCAAGUGGAACGUCUCUUCUCCAUAUUCCACCAGGAGAGGUGCAUGAUGCAAAAAAGGAUUACUCAAAACCUCCAGGCUUUAGCACUACUCUCCCCUAGAGAGUUCGUAUGCCAAUUGUAAUAUAAUAUCUCUUGACCUUUUUCCUAUUAACAAAAUGUCGAACAUGCAAUCAUCUCAAAUUCCAUGGAGAUCUGUUUUGUGCAGACCCUCCGAGUUGACAUUGAAUGAAAGCAUUGUUUCACUUGCCAUAAACAGAAAGUGCCUUCCGCACUUGGUGUUCCAAAAAUGACACGCUCAAAUAAUUGUUACCACAUGUUUCUUUUCCGGGUGGUCUAGAAUGCGAGACCCAAAUGCGCGCAACGAUUGUUGCAAUAACAUUUCUUGUUUACUAUUUUUGGUACCUUCGUCACCAACACCAACUGCAGACAUGUGUGAUUGGUUGACUAUCUUUUAAACUAUUGUUUACGAAUCGGUUAAGCACCGCCCCUUAGAAUAAGUUGUGUAGAGUGACGCUUCCCAGACUAAGUUUGGUUUUAAUAAAGUUCAGUUCGGAUUCAUCACUCGAACCUACAUGCGUUCUCCAUGAUAUCACGUCCAAGAUACGUUACAUGGCUGACCGUGAAGUGAAUUCGUUUAAGGACAACGGAAAAUAGUGUGACAACGUCCGCGGAAAAGCCACUGGAUUUGAAACGUAGAGACAAUCAAAACAAUGAAACCCGCAAUAAUCACCGGCACCCUAGCGGUAGCACUUUUACUUCUCCUAGUGAAAAUUACAAUGUGUCUCACAGAAGAUCCGAAAAUAACGGCUACACUAGCAAAAAAAACUCAGUUUAUUAAUACAUUAACUAAGUAAAAAAAAAGAACUAAUAGUGCAGUGGAAAAAGUUUUAAAGUUACCAUGGGCAGCGCAGCCAGUAAGGAAGAGAGUUCGAAAACUAUUGGUGACCAAUCGGUAACCAUAGUUGAGAACCAGGAAGUGCACACGAGCUUCCUCGAGGAUCAUGCAUGGAAACUUAACGUGAUCUUGUGUCUAUUAACAAUCCAAACGCGUUUUAGAAGGCCUGUUGGUUACACAGCAGUUGCUAGAGGAGAAACAAUAUCUGCUCCAGUUUGCCUCCCGCGAGAUAGGCAGUUUGUGAGUGAGAGAGUGAAAGUUAAAGACUUUUUUGUGGCGUCCAGUGGAUGUUAACUUGCGAACAUGGAUUUCGAAAUAAUUGAGUGAGUGUAUUCCAUUUAUGUAAAUCAAUUAACGGACAUUAAGAAAAGAUUGGAGUGUACAAGUUCUAAUGGAUUCACGAAAGCGGAGAGCAAGGCUCAAGUGAGAAUAGUGGACCGUGUUUUUGAGGUAGCAGCAGCAGUGGCGAACCUAAUGCGGCUAGGGAAAAACAACAUCUUGAUAGGGCUUAGACGAGACAUCGAGGAUAUCAUGUUUUUGGAACUUGAGAACUGCGUAGAGGAGUAAAAGUCGUGAGUUUUUUUUUCUAUUAAAAUGAAUAAUAGGCAUAGAGUCCGACACGCAACAAAUUGAAGAGUGUAUUAUGGGGCUUCACAAAACACUGCAAACAUUAGUGAAAAAUCCAAACAGGAAACUUACCCACACAACGCUGUUGCGAAAGUUAAGGUACGCCAGAAAUAUUAACAUAAGUAGAAGAGUUGUUAUGAAAAAUAGAAGGGAAAGUAGAACAUGUUAAGAUCACCGUGGAUCGGUAUUGCCAGUCCACGAACAAGUUAAAGAGUCCCCUUCUUUUGGCAUAUGGAUGCAAGCCAUAAGAGCCAAAAUUGUGGGCGACGCUGACCUAAUACUCGAACUAUACGGUACGGAGUUGGAUUGGCAUGAAGUUAAGAGUAAUCUCAUCUCACAUUAUUGCAGCCCAAUCAUCAAAACGCGAGCUUCACGGAUAACUUUCAGCGUUACGACUUUGCAUUGAAGAGAGUAACUACGGAUACGUUCAAAAUUAUCCUAUACCCUUGAUGUCAAAUUACGGAGCCACACCGAAACAAUACAACGAAGAAGAAAUUUACCUUCAAACCCCGGAAAGGACCAAUUUCGAGGGAUGAACCCUCUCGUCAACCGGACCCUAGAACCCGUCGUAAGCCAGAAGUCGUGGGAGAACCAGACUUCUCUCCAAAGAACCUAUCGCCCAGUUUCACGACACCGAAAAUCGAUCCCUGUGACAUCGACGCUUUUUCUGUCGCUGAUUUAGCUGCGUUAGGCUUCCUCAAGCGUGUACCAGAGUUACGCCUAAACUACUCUGGGUAUUUCGAUCUUGUUGAAUCCAUUUAUCGAGAUAUGAUGUCACAAGAUGUAUUCGGAGUGUAACAGAGGCCAUGUGGACCUAUUACUGUUCGAUGUUGCUAUGGGAGAGACUGUAUAUCAUACGCUCUCUGCAGAACGAGAUCCCGAUUACCACAUGCCCACCGGAAUUUGUAUCCCGAAGGCGAUCGCCGUGUACCUAUCCGCGAUCGGACCUGUUAGGGAUCCCAACUCUCGAAAAUGGCACGUCAGCGUCCCGGAAUUAGACGCUAACAUCGUCAAUGAUAUUGCCGGAUUCUUUGGCGCUAUCACCGCAGACACGCACCAUAUCUAUGGUAGUAUACCGUCUCCAGGUGUGGCCGCCUUCUCCGUGCUUUAUGAGGUAGCCAACCCACAGGGUGUCGAGAUGUGGCGCUACCCAGCCCACUCGUUCACUACUUGGAUACGUACCAAGAACUAUGCCCAUUACACCAGAGAUUCGAAACAUUUACGCUGAAUUAGGAAUACAAGCUGGCUACGACGCGGAUGUCCAAGAUUUGGACAACAUUGUGUUUGGACGGAACUUUAACGGGAUUCCCUUUUGCAUCGAUUUACUCCGCCAUAUCUCAACCAAGGUUGCAGAUGCGAAGAUACCAUCGGUUAUCGGACCCGUGGAAACCGAAGUCGGAUCUCAAACACAGCUAGGAUAUGUCGUUGCUAACGACGACCAACUGCCCCGUAAUCUCCGACCCACCCAAGGAAUAGUAUCUGCUAGAUGCUACACCCAGCUGAUUUCGCUUGGAGCCACAGCUGUCGCAGUGUUCAAGCCUCGAGUAGAGUACGUUAACCUACCGCGUAACAACAUCUAUCGUUUCGAGAAUGACGUGAUACCACCCGGCUGGAUAGCCACGAUCAACACGCAAUAUCGUUACGGCCGCCCGGAAUGGACCAACAUGGACACGUUCGGAUUGAGUGACGUCGACGGAAGAGCAGUCGUCAAUGAGUAUAUAAAGAAUUUAAAUCUCGUCGUUAGUAGGCUCGGAGUGGACAUCUGAAGGAAAACAAAAGUAAACCCGCAAGGACAAGCACAUGAUCUAUCAUAUAAUAGCGUAUGAUCUAUCGUAUGAUGGAUGAAGCUACUUUAAAAAUUCAAAAUUGGAUUCAAGAGCUUAAUAGAACAUUAAAUAAUUUGAAAAAGGCGCCAAACAGACACUGUCUAAGAAAAACUUUGCUCAACAAAUUGAAAUACAGUAAGUACAGUAGACGAAAGGCAAAAAAAUAGCCCAAUUGGAACGCCUAUGCUUCAGCUGCCUAGGCACGAAUCAUAACAUGUUUAAAUGUACCAAGGCCAAGAGAUGCGGCAUUAGGGGAUGUGCAAGAAGGCAUCACCGAUUGCUCCACCCUCCAACAGAAGAAGUCACGAUUGAAUAACAAUCAGUGAAUAAUCAUAACGACAACGCGAAACCGAUAACGGUUCAUUACCAGGUAUUACCCGUGACAUUACGAAACAAAGACAAAGUCGUAAGUACUUACGCCUUCCUAGAUCCCUAUUCGUCACUAACUCUACUAGAAGCAAACAUCGCUAGAGAACUGAAGCUAGUCGGAAAAUCAAUACCUCUUCAACUCAAUUGGAUACAAGAGGUUACAAUAGAGCAUAACUUCAGUCGAAGCGUCGACGUAGUCAUUAGAGGAGAUACAAAAAGCAGCCAUGUGCUGAGAGACGUUAGGACAAUUGAAAACUUAAUGCUACCAAAAUAAUCGAGAAAUUAUCAAGAAUUAUGCGAACGCUAUCCUCACUUAAGAGGACUACCGUUAGAUAGUUGCAAUAACAUGAGACCAGGGAUAAUGGUAGGACUACGUCACAGUCAUUUAGUUUAGUCAAUUCAGUGUUCUCUUUCCUUAUCCGUGAUAGCCGAAAGAAGAGGAAACGAAUAUCUGCUUCAUUCUGUUUUCGACUUUCAGUACUAUAGGAUACUGGAGAAAGAAACAUGGUAAGUGUAAUUCAGCUAGAAAAAUUAGUUAACUUUUGGUUUUUUUUUUAAUCUGAUUUAUUUUCCUUUUUCUUUUCUAGGGAUGUCUAGGCAUGCAACUUACAGAAUGCUCAGAAGUUAAGCAGGUCCUUCGAUGGGACCGAGGCGUGCUCCGUGUGGUGGACCACCACCAGGAUGGCGGAAUUACUAUUAUGAUUACAACCGGGCUGAGGAUCCGGAGUAGGAUCAUCUAUAGAAAUAGAAAUUUAUCUUAAAUAAAUUUCUAAUUAUCUUUUGACAAAUUCGUGUUUUCUUCUCGUUAGAAAUGAACGAAGUUAUUUCUGGAAUAUUUGUGUUUUUUAGAUCUUGUGUCGCAAUCGUGCCGAUAGUAGAGGGAUAAAUGUGUAUUUCCUUUGGUGUUGCAGUGUGAGGUGAAAAGGAUACACGUUCUUACAAUAAUUAAGGGUAAGUCUCUUUCUUCUUUUUCUUUUGAAGUGUAACAAAAACUAAUAUGAAUAUAAAUAAUGAGUGUGAAUAAUAGAAAAAAAAAUGGCGUUACGUGAAUUUGGUUCAACGAAAUCGAAACUUUUGUAACAGCCUUAAAAUUGUUCUAAAAUAGUUCUUAUGAGCCUUAAACUUUAAGACCAUUUCACGGAAAAUAUAAAAUGGUCGGAUCGUCAAAGGAUUCUUAGAGUACUCCUGAAAAAAAAAUUAAACUUUAAUAAACUAUUUGUUCAUCUACAGAAGAAGACGCAUAAAAAAGCAUUAAUUGAAAUUCAGCAGUACAAGCAACAGACACAUAAGAGAUGAUAGGUCAAAUGCGACGGACACAGGAUGAAGAAGAAGCGAUCGUGCAGUUGAUGUUGAUGAACAAAUAUGGGUUAGAAAUCAGAAGACUAACCAACACAUAUAUUUUUUUCCAGGAGCAAAUGUAAGAGCUAAGUUCUCUUUUACCGAAAAUUACAAAAUUAAGAAAUAUCGUCACAUAACACAAUAGUAUAUUUUGUUCAAAAAAUAAAAAAUAUAGUGGUGUAGUGUUAACAAGUGUUGGUGAAUCUAUUGAAAUGAUGACAUAUCUUUAAGACAGCGAGUUCGAAUUAAGAAGUUUGGUUACAAUUUUGAAAGUGAGUGGGGGUGGUUUUGUUCCAGUUGGUGACAGCGAUAGGACUUGCAAUUUUGAUAGUGAGUGGGGUGGUCCUGUUUCAACUAUUCGAAAUACUAGUUAGGUUCCGGAAAGGGAAAUAUGCGGUAUGUAGCGACAAAGAGAUGUUUCACCAAGUCAAAAUACGCAAAGAAGACCAGGACGCUCAACGAUUCUUAUGGCGCAACUGCGAACAGAGAUUCCCGGACAUAUACGUCAUGCAAGUAAUGACAUUCGGUUCGACAUGUUCACCGUCAUGCGCCCAAGCAGCCAAGAACCACAAUGCAGAAAGACCAAUAAACCAGCACUACGUAGACGACUACGACGAUAGUUUCAAUUCCUUGGUGGAGGCCAAGGACACCGUCGCUCAAGUCAUUAAGGCUCACGAAGAAGGGGGUUUCUUCAUUACGAAGUUUUGCUCUAAUGACAAAAUGUUACUAGAGACGAUUCCAAAAAACAGAAGAGAGGUAGAUACGAAGAAGUAUCUUAAUGACAAAGACGACGAAUCCGAGAAGGUACUCGGAGUCUACUGGAACACCAACAAAGAUACGAUCGGGUAUCAGGUGAACCUAGAAAAAUUACCUAAAGAAGAACUCUGCAAAAUCAGAAACCCUAGCAAACGCGAAGUACUCUCCUUCGUCAUGAGCGUCUUCGACCCGCUAGGGCUAAUAUCGAACGUAACGAUCUAAGGUAAAAUCUUAAUACAGGAGCUGCAUAAGGAAACAAAGGACUGGAACACACCUAUUUCCGAAAGAGGGCAAAAGAUAUGGAACUCAUGGGUGGAGAAAGUACAAACUGCGAGCAACAUACUAAUUCCUCGAUGGAUAAUGACGUAGGACGUAGGCACGCACAUAGAACUCCACACCUUCGUUGACGCAUCGGAUAAGGCCUUUGCAGCAAUCGUAUACGCAAGAAGUAAUACACAACAAAAUCCAUGUGUGAGAAUCAUGGCAGCGAAAUCGCGAGUAGCACCCAUCAAACCGCUAUCAAUUUCGCGGCUCGAGCUACAAGCAGCGCUACUAGGGGUAAGAUUAGCAGAUACAGUCAGGCAAGAAACGCGGUUGAAAAUCAUAGGAUCUACGUUUUGGGCGGACUCCAGAACGGUCAUCUCAUGGAUCAACUCCGAGCAUCGAAAAUAUAAACCAUUUAUAGCACACCGUAUCGGAGGACGUAUCCGAAAAUAUACUUGGGGUAUACUGGAACACCAACAAAGACAGCAUUGGAUUUCAAGUGAAACUCGAGAGACUGCCUAAAGAGGUGUAUUGUAAGAUAAGACAACCACCGAAAAGAGAAGUACUCUCGUUUGUUAUGAGCGUAUUUGAUCCGUUAGGUCUAAUAUCUUAUAUUACAAUACACGGAAAAAUACUGCAUCAAGACCUACAUAAGGAAACGUCUGAGUGGGAUAAAUCAAUAUCUAAAAGGCAGCAACAAGUCUUGGAGAAUUGGCUGGAGCAAAUUGAAGCAUCGAAUCACGUCAGAAUUCCGAGAUGGAUAUUAGAAUAUACAGGAUCACACGUAGAACUACACACGUUUGUCGACGCUUCAGAAAAAGCCUUCGCAGCAGUUGUAUACUACAGAAGCUCCACUGGAGGAACACCAUCCGUACGCUUAGUCGCUGCAAAGUCAAGAGUCGCACCGAUUAAGGCACUAUCCAUUCCACGCCUGGAGUUGCAAGCAGCAUUAUUGGGAAUACGGCUGACCGACAUUAUAAAAAGGGGAAACACGGUUCAAGGUUACCAAAUUAACAUAGUGGUCAGACUCGAAAACCGUACUAGCAUGGAUAAACUCAGAGCACAGAAAAUAUAAACCGUUUGUGGCCCAUCGAACAGGUAAAAUCCUUGAUUCAACCACUAUGGAUCAAUGGAGAUGGGUUCCGAGUGCUAAUAAUCCCGCAGACGAAGGCACGAAACCGUCGACGAAGGAAUCCAUGUGGAUCCCCGGACCGCCAUUCCUGAAACUACCAGAAAAGGACUGGCCCCAAGCAGAGUCUAUCGAAACAGCUGAAGAAGCGAAAUUCGUCGGAGUUCAUAGCCAACAAAAGGACUGUGUACAAGAGGAAAGAUUCUCAUGUUGGUGGAAACUUCUAUUCCGUAUCUGUAUGAUACUCAAAAUCAUUCAAUUCGGAAUAAAUCGAGCCAACUCCACAAAGGCUUUCACCAUGACAGAAAGAAUUAAGGCUGAAAACAUACUAUACAAGAAGGCCCAGCGUGACACUUACCGGGACAAGGUGAAGGAUUUAUAAGAGAACCAGGAAUUAACUACGAUUAGACCGCUCUCUAAACUGAAUCCCGAGCUUGACGAUCAAGGGGUAAUGCGUUCCCAUAGUAGACUGGUAUACGCAGAAAAUAUUCCAAAAGCAACAAGGAAACCGAUCAUCUUACCAAAGGGACACCAUGCUGACAAGGCAGUACAAGCGGCUCUACAGCAAAAGUACUUCAUAAUCGGUCUAAGCGCGGCACUUCAAUAUGUAGAAGCGCGCUGUCAACACUGCAUCAAUGCAAAAGCAAGGCCAAAGGCCCCAAUGAUGGCUACCAUCGUGUCGAACAGACUCGUUCAUAUACCCUUUCACCCAAACGGGAGUAGACUACUUUGGCCCUUUCGAAGUAGCAGUAAACCGAUCAAGGUGACUUUGGCAAAUAUGCGCCAAGUGUAGAAUCAAAUGCGAACAAAUAAAAGCGGUACAACAAACAGUGAUACUGGCAGCACGCGAACAGCUGUCCACUACUCAAUCCAUGUUUUUGAAAGGUCACUACCUCACCUAAGGAAGAGGUAAACAGUUUGAAUGAAAAUAAACGAAAUCUAACAGCGAAGGCAAGUUGCAUAAUUGCAACCCGAGUGGAACGUCGAGGAAGACAAACAUGGUGUUUAGUUUCAACGACAGCGAGCGACAACGACCGACCGACCCGAUUAACGCAGGCGUAGCAGAACGAUGAGAGACAUUUAUACACUUUACCUCGCAAAAAGGAGUAUCGUAUUUAAGAAAAACCAGUAAGCUCUAUAUAACCUUUACCUUACAUUUUACUUUUUUUUUUGUAUGUUAUUUUGACAAUUGAGUAAGAUUCUAUAAAUGAACGAUUAUGGACGAUUGGAGAAAUUGCAUAAAUAUUUUAAAAAAUCCAUAAGUACUACAUUAAAAGAACAAAUAUGGAAUAGUUGAUCCAGCGGCAUGUUCCAGGGUGGGUUAAGUGGUAACGCAGCUCCUAAACACAGAGCAUAAACCUAUAGAAAUGUCAAUAAACGUAUUUCCGGCAGGAUCCUAGGUAGAAUUUUUGAAGAUAUUUUCGUGAAAACCUUGAAACUAUCACUGGAGAAAACCCUCGAGUUAUUCAUGUGAGAAUUUCUGAAGGGAAUGCCUGGAGAACAGGAAUUCUACUAUUGUAACAAUCCGUUGAUUUUACCUGUGACAGGAGAGCGGUUAAAUAUCGAGAUGGAGAAUCUUAAUCAGGAGCAGACUCAACGAGUUCAAGACAAGAUUGCAGCCUGCAAGCAGAUGGUAGCUCAAACGGAGGAAGAUCUCGCAUUAUUAAUGACCGGAGAAUUGACUGAGGCACAAAAUAAUGCAAUCGGAGAGGACGACGGAGAGCCGAUCCACGCCCGAGGCAUCGGAAAACGAGCUAUUCAAGAGAUGAUCAUCCAUAGAGGAAUCGCCCCAUCAUAUCCUCUCCAGUGGUUCCAGAAGAACGGAUGGAACAAACCCACUAUCACAGUUCCAGAGAUGCGGAAGGACGCUAAAAUAGGUGAUUACUUUGCUCAUAUCACAGGGGAAUUCCGAGGAGGAGUGGUCUCUCCAGCCACAGUGAUGGUUUUCAUGCGUUGCUUGUGCAGCCUCAUCCGUGACACUCUCAGAUUCGAUUGGGUGUCCAUGGGUGUGUUUAUUGGAGCGGAAGGGACAGUUGUAUCCCCAUUGAGUGUGGUGAGACUUGCUAUAUCCACGCAAGGAACGAAUGUAGGAACCUGUCCCCAAAUGGUGACACGAGAGCAAGUUAUGGACCUCGGCCUAUUGAUCCUUGGAUGUUACCGGAUCCACUGUGCGUCAAAUCAAACCUAUGUAAACAAACUGCAGACAACACUGAAAGAUCAACUGAUUACCAAAUAUUUCGCGGAUGGAAUUGAAGUGGCCAUGACCAAUUUUGCUACAGUUUAUCAAAGUCCUGAAUUUGUGAAGCUGGUAUGUGCAAUCGAUAUGUUUUUCUCUAUGUUCCCAAAGCACUUGGACUCAAAGCUCAGGUUCGGAACUCUAAUGACUGCAUACCGUGAUUGCACUGGACUUUCUGCGAUCACAUCAGGAUGUGACCUGAUGAGAGAGACGACCAGAGUCUUUGCCCGAUGGCUGAUGACUCCCACCCUCCGUGUUGAUUUGACCCGAAUGCUAGUAUCCGGCCAGGAGAUGGAGAUUCCUUACUCCUACAGUCCAUAUCUGUCGGGUUUUGGAUUGGUGGACAAGAGUCCAUAUUCAGCGUCAAUUAAUGCAGGGUUUCAUGUGUUCACUCACCUCAUUGGGUGCGCGAUUCCUCUGAUCCGCUCCGUAAAUGCCAUAUUUCUUCCUCCCAGCGGUCUACAUAGCAUUAUUGACAAUGCAAUUCUCUACAUCUACGCACAUUCGUGUACCGGGUCACUGCAAAUGCAGUAUUAUAAGAGCACGGAGGUUGACGCCGUUCGCCAGCUGGAAACGGAUGCCCGAUUACAAACCGAUUUCAUCAGAAAGCAGCUUUUGGAAGGAACUGAGGAUGAUCCGGUUCCUAUCGACGAUGCGGCAGUUGCAGUCGGGGAAGAUCCGGCCGAAGAAGGGCAAGGGGCAGGAGAUUUAAAUGAUGUUGAAGAUGCCUCGGAAGGAGAUACCGAUAUUGGAUCCGAACCGAUAAGCCGGGAUGCCCUCGAGUGGUACUCGUAUAUAUCGAGACACUACAGAGGGGCAAUUCCAGAUCGUAUGCGUGAACUUGCUUGGGAGAGAUGGUCUAAGAUUGGUGAGGCUCGCCCCAACUCUGUAGGGGAAUUUGCCAAGCGCCUCAGUGCUGGAGGAAAAUUGUGAGUAGAGACUCAGACUAUAUAUUCCCGAAUUUGACAGUGUAUCUUAAAGAGACGACAUGAUACCUUUUUACAGAUAUCUUGAGUAAUGAUUAGGACAUGAAAAAAAAAAACAACAGAAAUCUCUUAUAUCUCAGAGUUCAAUAUAUAGAUUUGAAAUGUCUUCGAAUCCGCAGGGGCAGAAGAAGAAGCAAAAAAAAAGAAAUAAACUUAAAGAGUGUGACCAUUAAUAUUAAGUUUUAGAAUUAAAAAUCUGUGAAAAUAUAGAUCAAAUUUCAGAAGAAGAUUCUAAUGUUCAUAGUGUGCUGUGCAUCUUCCCGCAUAAUCAAUUACAUCCCAUAAAUACGUACAGUAACUACCAAAUCAUAUACAAUUCAAUUAGUAAGCAUCAAUGCUGUUUCCACUGUGCUAUCUGCACACAGUAAGAAUGGUCAGGAAUGCAUGUGCGGUCCGAGCGUUCUGACCCGACGCGCGGACACCUGUUUUGCUGACUCGUAUUACGAGUGUAGUGGCCCCACAGGGCAGGGUACAAUCAGAAGAGUCAAAUAACCAAAACAUUGGGUUCGAUAGGUACAUCGCCGAAAUUUAUAUUGUCAGCUUUCUGUCCCAGGCGUCUAGUUAAUUCUUUCUCUUUUUUACACAUUGAACCAUGAACAAGCAUAUGAUAACCAUUACAACUUUGUAAGCUAUAAAAACCGAACCUUUUGAGAAAUACAGCAAUCUUUGCCCAACCUUGAAGGGGUUUCAA